Pantherophis guttatus is the source of this 2346-nucleotide messenger RNA. The record is from RefSeq and is a predicted model, not a curated record. NCBI's taxonomy places the organism in Eukaryota, Metazoa, Chordata, Lepidosauria, Squamata, Colubridae.
AGGGCUGGAUCUACCGGAUCGCUCGCGGGAGGAAGGUGGUGCGCCGAGUGGCUUCUCUGCUCUUCCGAGAGCCGAAGCAGCAGCUGGUGGAUGAAGAAGAUACCAAUAAGAGCACUCCGGACAACUGAGAAUUACCAGCAACUUUGAAAAUGAAAGCAAAUUGAGCCCUCAGAAAAGCACACAAUUCUUCCCUUUCCCCAGCUGGUGAGAGACAAAGGGGAGAAAAUCAAGAAGAGAUUUCAAACUGGAAAAGUAGAGUAUGCAGAACUCAACAAUAGAUUACAUGAAAAGGUCAAAGGAGAUUAUUUUUUCCAUUCAGAGAAAGAGGGAAAUAUCUAGAGGUGAGUGAGGAGAAAAAAGACAAUUGGAUAGCCACAAAAGGUAGACAUUAAUGCAAGCCUUGCCCUGUGAGGAAGAAAACAGUAGCUUGAAUCAAAGCUCCAUGCAACAAAAGAUCACACGUAUUUUUGACUCCUUCAGGAACAUCAGUGGUGGAAAAGCUCCAUAGAUGUGCCUAUUGUAUGAAAAGCAUGCAUAGCAAAUCACAGAUUAUGCAUAACAGAAUCCAUGCUGGAGGAAAGCCAUAGAAAUUAUCCGAAUGUGGAAAUGAUUUAGUUAGAUUAGCUCCAUUGUGGUUCAUUAAAGGACCCACACAGGAGAGAAGCCUUAUAGCUGCUCCCAAUGUAGUAUUCCAAUCUUGUGUUACAGUAGAAGAUGCCCACAGGAAAGAAAUCUUAUAACUGUCCUGAUUGUGGGAAAAGUUUCGUUGCAAAUUCCCACCUGGUGAUACACCAGAGGAUUCACACAGGAGAGAAACCUUUUGAAUGUCCUGAUUGUGGAAAACGUUUCAGUCAGAAUUCCAAUUUGGUUCAACACCAGAGGACUCAUACAGGAGAGAAACCCUUUGAAUGUCCUGAUUGUGGGAAAAGUUUCAUUGCAAAUUCCCACCUGUUGGAUCACCAGAGGACUCAUACAGGAGAGAAACCCUUUGAAUGUCCUGAUUGUGGAAAAGGUUUCAGUCAGAAUUCAAGCCUGGUGAUUCAUCAGAGGACUCACACAGGACAGAAACCCUUUGAAUGUUCUGAUUGUGGAAAACGUUUCAGUUGGAAUUCCGAUUUGGUUAAACACCAGAGAACUCACACAGGAGAAAAACCCUUUGAAUGUACUGAUUGUGAAAAAAGUUUCAGUCGGAAUUCAAGCCUGCUGAUUCAUCAGAGGACUCACACAGGAGAAAAACCCUUUGAAUGUCCUGAUUGUGGGAAAAGUUUCAGUUUGAAUUCCAGCUUGGUUAAACAUCAGAGGACUCACACAGGGGAGAAACCCUUUGAAUGUCCUGAUUGUGGGAAAAGUUUCAGUCAGAAUUAUGACCUGGUGAAACACCAGAGAACUCACACAGGAGAGAAACCCUUUGAAUGUCCUGUUUGUGGGAAACUAUUCCGUCAGAAUUCCAGCCUGGUGAAACACCAGAGGACUCACACAGGAGAGAAACCCUUUGAAUGUUCUGAUUGUGGCAAACGUUUCAUUUGGAAUUCUGAGCUGGUGAAACACCAGAGGACUCACACAGGAGAAAAACCCUUUGAAUGUCCUGAUUGUGGGAAAAGUUUCAGUCAGAAUUAUGACUUGGUGAACCAUCAGAGGACUCACACAGGAGAAAAACCCUUUGAAUGUCCUGAUUGUGGGGAAAGUUUCAGUUUCCAUUCCAGUUUGGUUAAACACCGGAGGACUCACACAUUGGAUAAACCCUUUGAAUGUCCUGACUGUGGAAAAGGUUUCAGUUUCAAUUCCAGUUUGGUUAACCACCAGAGGACUCACACAGGAGAGAAACCCUUUGAAUGUCCUGUUUGUGGGAAACGUUUCAGUCAGAAUUCCAGCCUGGUGAAACACCAGAGGACUCACACAGGGGAGAAAGCCUUUCAAUGUCCCGAUUGUGGGAAACGUUUCAGUCAGAAUUCCAGCCUGGUGGAACACCACAGGACUCACACAGGUGAGAAACCAUUUGAAUGUCCUGAUUGUGGGAAAUGUUUCAGUCGGAAUUCCAGCCUAGUGAUACACCAGAGGACUCACACAGGAGAGAAACCUUUUGAAUGUCCUGUUUGUGGAAAACGAUUCAGUCAGAAUUCCAGCCUGGUGAAACACCGCAGGACUCACACAGGGGAGAAACCCUUUGAAUGUCCUGUUUGUGGGAAAAAAUUCAGUGAGAAUUCCAAACUGGUGAAACACCAGAGGAUUCACACGAGAGAAACGAUAUGAAUGUCUAGAUUGUGGAAAAAGUUUCAGUCGGAAUUCUGAUUUACUGAUCAGUGCUGAAAUUCAAUUUUUUUUACUAUCGGUUCUGUGGGUGUGGCU